This is a messenger RNA of Penicillium salamii, 651 nucleotides long. NCBI's taxonomy places the organism in Eukaryota, Fungi, Ascomycota, Eurotiomycetes, Eurotiales, Aspergillaceae. The record is from the annotation of a GenBank genome assembly.
AUGCCCUCGCCUCUGACGGUGACAUUUGUCCAGGCAACGGCUCUCAACGCCAUUGCCAAUGUCCUCGCCCAACUAAUCGACCAGCGCAACAACAAAGGUCCCUUCACUCUAAAUGGACUUGCACUGGUUCAAUUUCUCAUCUAUGGCCUGAUCAUUGUACCCCCUAAUUUCUACUGGCAACGCGUCCUUGAGGCGCGAUAUCCGGGGUUCCCCUCGCGCGCCGAGUACGCCAAUUUAUUCAGCCUUCGCACGCUGAAAUCCAUCUUUUCCCCGCGCGUAUGGAUAUCCCUCUUCUCAAAGGAUGAAUCCCUACCUAGUCACACAGACAAGGUCAAAGAGAAAGAUGUCCGGACACCACCGUCAGGAUUACGCUGCCUAGCCAUGAAACUCCUCCUCGAUCAAACCCUGACAUCAGUAGCGAAUAUCAUUUUAUUCGUGGCUCUGAUUAAUCUUCUUAAAGGCGAGAGUUUGUCUAAAGCCUGGGGAUUGGUGGUUGUGGACUUCAAACCCAUUAUGGGUGCCCGUCUUCGGUAUCGGCCUAUUGUCUCGGUCUUGAUGUAUACGGUCAUUCCGGUGGAUCGCCGGGUUGUGUUUGGAAGCGCUUGUGGGGUCAUCUGGGGUGUGUAUUUGAGUUUAUAUGCGGCUGUCUAG